CCGCCCUCCACCCGCCUGCCCGCCUGCAGGAGAGUGAGCGGCGCCCGGGCCGCCCCGCCAGCCUGCCGUUCCUCGGCCGCCGUUCAGGCGCGCGCAGCGAGCGGGCGCGACUAUGCCAAGAUGGUCCUGCAGGCGCGGAACAAGCACCGGGAGGCGGCCCCCAAGCCGCCCCAGCCGCCCCGCGCCUCGCAGUCACCGCUGAGGGGGUCGCCGGAGGUCGGCGCCGGGGAGCCCGGGCCCGAGCGCGCGCUCCUGUCCCCGGGGCGCAAAGGCACUGCAGGCAGGAAGGGGGCCCGCGCCGAGUCCGCCACGCCGCCCGGCGGGGGCGGCCUCGGGGGGCGCCUGGCGGCCGGGCUGCGCGGGGCGCUGGGCCUGCGGCGCGCAGGGCGCGGCCGGACCUGGACCACGUUCCUGCUAGCUGCCUUUGCAGCGGUGUUGCACUGGAGCCAUAUAACGCACCUCUUUGAAAAUGACCGUCAUUUUUCUCACCUCUCAACCUUGGAAAGGGAGAUGGCAUUUCGCACUGAAAUGGGGCUGUAUUAUUCCUACUUCAAGACGAUUGUGGAAGCACCCUCAUUUUUGAAUGGUGUAUGGAUGAUUAUGAACGAUAAGCUGACUGAAUACCCCCUUGCUAUUAAUACCUUAAAACGUUUCAAUCUUUACCCCGAGGUAAUCCUGGCCAGCUGGUACCGCAUUUAUACCAAUAUAAUGGACUUGAUUGGUAUUCAAACCAAGAUCUGUUGGACAGUUACCAGAGGAGAAGGACUCAGUCCUAUUGAAAGCUGUGAAGGCUUGGGAGAUCCUGCUUGCUUUUAUGUUGCUGUAAUUUUUAUUUUAAAUGGACUAAUGAUGGCAUUAUUCUUCAUAUAUGGCACCUAUUUAAGUGGCAGCCGAUUAGGAGGCCUCGUUACAGUGUUGUGCUUCUUCUUCAAUCAUGGAGAGUGUACCCGUGUGAUGUGGACACCACCUCUUCGUGAAAGCUUCUCAUAUCCAUUCCUUGUACUUCAGAUGUUGCUCGUGACUCAUAUUCUCAGGACUACAAAACUUUAUAGAGGCAGCUUGAUUGCACUCUGCAUUUCCAAUAUAUUUUUCAUGCUUCCUUGGCAGUUUGCUCAGUUUGUACUUCUUACUCAGAUUGCAUCAUUGUUUGCAGUAUAUGUUGUGGGGUAUAUUGAUAUAUGCAAGUUACAGAAGAUCAUUUAUAUGCACAUGAUUUCUCUUGCACUUUGCUUUGUUUUGAUGUUUGGAAACUCAAUGUUAUUAACUUCUUAUUAUGCUUCCUCUUUGGUAAUUAUUUGGGGUGUGCUGGCACUGAAACCACAUUUCCUGAAAAUGAAUGUGUCUGAACCUAGUUUAUGGGUUAUCCAGGGAUGUUUUUGGUUAUUUGGAACUGUCAUACUCAAAUAUUUGACAUCUAAAAUCUUUGGCAUUGCAGAUGAUGCUCAUAUUGGCAACUUAUUAACAUCAAAAUUCUUCAGUUACAAGGAUUUUGAUACUUUAUUGUACACCUGUGCAGCAGAGUUUGACUUUAUGGAAAAGGAGACUCCACUGAGGUACACAAAGACAUUGUUGCUUCCGGUUGUUCUUGUAGUGUUUCUUGCAAUUGUUAGAAAGAUUAUUAUUGAUAUAUGGAGUGUCUUAGUUAAACAACAAACACAUAUAAGAAAGCACCAAUUUGAACAUGGAGAGCUGGUUUAUCAUGCAUUGCAACUAUUAGCAUAUACAGCCCUUGGCAUUUUAAUUAUGAGACUAAAACUCUUCUUGACACCACACAUGUGUGUGAUGGCUUCCUUGAUCUGCUCCAGACAGCUAUUUGGAUGGCUGUUUUGCAAAGUACAUCCUGCUGCUGUUGUUUUUGCUGUAUUAACAGCAAUGUCAAUACAAGGUUCAGCAAAUCUACAAACCCAGUGGAAUAUCGUAGGGGAAUUCAGCAAUUUGCCACAAGAAGAACUUAUAGAAUGGAUCAAAUAUAGUACUAAACCAGAUGCAGUGUUUGCAGGGGCCAUGCCCACAAUGGCAAGUGUCAAACUCUCUGCACAUCGACCCAUUGUGAACCACCCCCAUUACGAAGAUGCAGGCUUGAGAGCCAGAACGAAAAUAGUAUACUCAAUGUAUAGUCGAAAAGCAGCUGAAGAAGUGAAGCAAGAAUUGAUAAAGUUAAAAGUGAAUUAUUACAUUCUGGAAGAUUCAUGGUGUAUAAGAAGAUCCAAGCCUGGUUGCAGCAUGCCUGAAAUUUGGGAUGUGGAAGAUCCUGCUAAUGCUGGGAAAACUCCCUUAUGUAACCUCUUGGUUAAAGAAUCAAAGCCUCACUUCACCACUGUAUUCCAGAACAGUGUUUACAAAGUCUUAGAAGUUAUAAAAGAAUGACUGCUACCUGAAUUGCUGCCUACAAAGACCUACAUCAGCAGAUUAACCUCAUUGUGGAUUGUUCGUGAGACCUGAGUCCUCAGGGAUGGUUUCCCGAGUCCACUCCUGGGAGCCACCGAAGACCUGUUCUCUUUCUGCCUUCUUACCAGAGCCAAAGAACGCUCCUGGUUGGGGGAAGCCCUCGCCUGCUGGUGUUGGGAGCUGAGAGACAGCACCUCCAGCCGGGGCGCGGGCUCCCGGCCCCCAGCUGGCACCUCCCACCCAUCCUUCUUCUUGCCCAGCGUCGGCCACGGAGGUGCUCAGUGCUCUCCAGAGCCAUUGUCACUCUUUCUCAUUUGCUGGCUGACUUUUAAUUUCUUAGGCUUGUGCUAGUUUCAGAAAAUAGGGAGGCAGAUGGGAAGUUGUGGAUUUGGUGUCCUAUUUGAGCCUGGAUGCUGCAGUCCUGAAAAGUGGGAAGAGGGCAGGAGGUUGAGGAGGAUGUGGAGAUGCUCUUCUCCCUUCUCCAUGUGCAUCCACAAACAGGUAAAAAGAGUGGAAGUAUGCCCUGCUUUAUCUGCAAGUGUUUCUCAACCAAAAUGUGCUCAUCCAGUACAACCAUCAGUUAUAGUUUUUUUAAAAACAUAGUUAUUCUCGAUUUUCCAACCCUCCAGUAAUUCCCUCUCUACUAUGUUAAACCAUAAUUGUUGGAAAUUCUGUGCUAGGAAAAAACAUUAAAAUACUGUUAUAACCAUUUCAUAUAUUGAAAAACAUUAAAAUACUCUAAUUUCUUUUUUUUCAGAAGAAUCCUUUUUUAAUAGUAUUUAUUAAUGUAACUCCACCAGCCAGCCCCGAUUAUGUUUUAGGCAACUCAGUUUAGAACAGAGGCCUUGGUGGUUAAACUGCACACGCAGCCGUGAUCCCAUCUGUAGCAGCCGGUGCUGUAGAUUAUAAAUAUCUUUUAUGGCAACAUAGAGUAGUAGUAGGCUCAACACAAAUGACAAAACAGUAUUAAAGCUCAAUAUUUUAUGUAUUUUUUAGCAUUUAAAAAUAUUUUUGCUUUAUCGUGAGGAGAAUAAGGAUGGGCCAAGAAGCAGUAGAAAUAGCUUAUUAUUGCUAUGACAUUAAAAAAAAAAGUUUGGGCAGUAUUUCUAUAAAAGGAUAAGCCUCUGAAAAGGCUUGGCAGAAAAAGUGUAGUGUUAAAAUAGGUGGAUGAAAUUAUAGGGAGAAUGAAAGAGUGUUUUAGGAAUAAAGUAAUAUUGCAUAGGAGCAUUGUAUUUUUAUGAAUUUUCUGCCACUUGUUUACAUGUACUACGUAUGUUCAAUAAAAAAGAUCAUGAAAAA
Choloepus didactylus (southern two-toed sloth) is the source of this 3687-nucleotide messenger RNA. It is a transcript of the gene DPY19L1, whose product is annotated as dpy-19 like C-mannosyltransferase 1. Gene Ontology annotation, molecular function: mannosyltransferase activity. Bases 121 to 2367 code for a protein of 748 amino acids. Lineage: Eukaryota; Metazoa; Chordata; Mammalia; Pilosa; Megalonychidae. The record is from RefSeq and is a predicted model, not a curated record. The transcript has 23 exons. Gene Ontology annotation, cellular component: nuclear inner membrane.